Molecule: messenger RNA, 6671 nt
Organism: Amoebophrya sp. A120
Lineage: Eukaryota; Dinophyceae; Syndiniales; Amoebophryaceae
Source: the annotation of a GenBank genome assembly
GACUUUUCAAACAAAACUUCUAGGAUCGGCAGGGUGAAGAUGACGUCGUUAGCACCAGAGUCGCUGCAACUUUGACGCGAUGGACUCUUCACCACGCUAUCAAUUUUUGUGAAUACGUAAUAUCAACACCCCUCCGCAAUAGCGGGAGAUCGUAGACUGAUCAAAAAGAUGUUGAAAACACUGAGAUAAGGGUGAAUUUCUUUAUCAAAACCAAACGAAACAAGAUGUCGCGACCCGCGAAAUUUCUCUUGCGCAGGUGGAUGACAUCUUCCUACUUCCUGCUUCUGCUGUACAAUUUCUACGAAAAUCCUUGUGGCAGAAGUAGCAUGACAAACUCCCGACAUCAACUCCAGCUCCUCGGUGAGGUGCUCGGUUUUCAAGUCAUCCAGAAGCGAAAACGAAUCGACAGAAAAAUUUUGAAACCACCAGCAGGAGCAGGAAGUGCAAAUGCGGAUGGAGCUUCAUCAGCCACUGGGAGAAAAAGCGAAGUAGAUGCUCCUGGCGAGGACCCGGAUCAAAUACCGCCCGGAGAACGGGAAGAUCUUCAGGAAGAAGUUCCUGAAGAUGCAGAAGAACCGCUGUCUCCGAACGAGGAUGAGGCAGAUGAUGUUGAAAAUAAUUACGACGGACAACCCGAAGAGCAAGAACUUGACUCAACCGCGACUGGGAGGGACGACACAAGCAAACUUAGAAGUCCCGGGGUCUCAUCAUCUCCGGACGUCGAGCGCCUGCAGCGGGACAGAAGUCCUGGGCAGGAACCACGAAAGAAUGAAGCAGGGCGAACAGUAGCAGUAGCAGAAGAGGGAAUGACGAACAACGAUAGUAACGCUGGAUUUGUAGAUGUUGACAAUCGUAAAACAAAAACUUCUUCCACCGAGAUGAAGACGACUUCUGCGAAAAAGAACGCCGAUCCUUCCUCCACCCUUCAGCUGGGUGCAAAAAUCAAAGUCCACAGUUCCGCCACGGCGACACAUACGCUGCAGGAGCACUCCCAUGUCAUUUUCUCUAGUGAACACGCAGCCAUGGGAGGAGCGAGCCAGGCCGCCAAGGAAGAGGCGGGCGCAAAAAUCAUGGCGUCGAGUCAGACGCAGGAAGCAGAGGGCGAGGGACAGAGUCUGUGGGACAAGGCGAAAGCAGUGGCGCAGGCGGGAGUGGAUUACUCGUCAGAAAAGGCAUCGGAAAUGGCACAGUACAUGUUCGUAUGCAAUGCAAAACAAGCAUCGUACUAGUAUAAAUUGCAUCACAAAUUUUGGCAAGAAGGAAGGUGGAAUUUGUAAUGCUGCUUUUCCUCAGGAAAAACAUUUGUCAUGCAUAUGCGCAAUCAGUACGAGUGCGAUACUUUUGCACAGGAUAGUUCGGUGACGAAGAAGAUGAGAACACCGAGGAAACGACCACCACCACAGCGGCUCCGAAGACCUCCAAUAUCACCUGCAUCGCCAUCAUCGUGUUAGUGGUUUCCGCAGUGGUGCUGCUCCUUAUCGGGUUCGUUGUCGUCUGGUUUUUCGUGCUCCCCGGCGGCCAGGAGAUGCUGCGCGGGACGAAGCGCACCACCGCAAAGCCCUCGAAGGCGUCCAAGGUGACCACGACGGAAACCACCCCUGCCGCCGCCACCUCCGACAAGGACGGGGGCACCGGGGAGAGCGGCGAGGCAGCCGACGGGGCCGGUGGCGACGAGCAGGCAUCCCCCGGAGCGGGGGACGGCGGCACCGGCGGCGCGAAGAGCACGGCUUCGGAGGGCGUGAAGCCUUCUGUUAACAUCGACUACACCAAGGACGGGUCGGGCUCAGUCAACAAGUCGGGUAUGAAGUCCGCGAGCGCGGGCUAUGGACGGACACAAUACCGCUGCGGUACCAUCGCGACUUCGAUCAUGAUCGAAAAAAUGUUGCGAUCAUGAGCGAAAAACAUAGCAAAAAAGGGCGACGAAUCGCGACGGUGGCGUUCUGUUUGUGGGUUUUUGUAUCAUCGCGCGGCCACCAGUGGCGCACUCUCAGUAGCUGACAGGCCGCCGCUUUUUCGUGGUGAGGCAGGCGUUGCGCGUCUUGCCCCCAGACACGCGGAUAAAGGUUAGCCCGGCUCGCAGCGUUGGCGCCCUUCCGCCCCGGAAGGGCGCAGUCCGGCAGCCCAAGUACGGGCGGGCGUUUCUAAAAUGCCUGGAACCGUUGGGCGUUGCAUCGCUAGCGGGCCUCAACAAGCCGGAGCGCAGUGGCCAUGUUUCUCUUGAAAGAAGGGCGAGGCCUGUGUUGCCAGCGCCGGCUCGGCCGGCCGCGGAAAUUUAUUUGUGCGUCCACGCAGGCGCUGCAGAGCCCCGCGCACACACGGCGACCCUCUGUGAAGCGUCGGCGCCGUUGGCCUGUGCGCCGGCCUGUGCGAUUUUUAUUUUGGUAUGCGUGCCCGGGUAGCAAGGCAGCUGACAAAAAGCCCUCGGCGGGCCGGUUCCUCCGCGGGGCCGGACCUCCGGACGGAGCUCUGCGGCCCGGGUGGCUCUUUCUGGCCUGCUCCGGCUAACGAGCUGGGUGCGAGCAAGCUUUGGCGGUGGCAGCGUGCGUUGAUCAGACUCGCGCCCCCGCCAACCCCUGCCCGUUGUCACAGGCGUAGCUGCGUCUUGGGGGUUCGCCUUCUUUUGGGGCCGCCCAGAGCGGUUUUUCCCGGGUCGCUCGACGCCUGUUCCCCAAGCCCCUCCCUGGCGUGCCCAGAAAGGAAAAACGCUCCGCGCCCGCGCCCCUUCCAUGGCAGGCCCGAAAAAUUUUUUGUUUUCGCGCGGCCCGUUUCUCGGGCUCGCGAAGUGCCGACUUUGCGAUCAGAGCGGAGAAACAGCUGCUGUGCAGGUGUUUCUUCGGAGAAACACCUGCGCAGCAGCUGUUUCUCCGAUCAGAUCGCGAAAUGUGGCGAGGAAAAACCCGCCGGACCCGAUUGCCUCGCUUUCUCUGGAGAGGGUCCUCUGGCGGUGGCGCGCCGCAAUAUUUGCCAGGAGGCCGCGCAGUGACCAGCUGCGCAAAAUGGCGGGCCUGCACUCACCGCGCAGUCUGCGCCUGGGGCUGGGGAUCUUCGUCAUGCGUGCCUGGCGGCCGUGCCUAGCGCCGACCAACGCUCAGCCAGCGCCGCAGAGCCCGCCCUCCAUCGCCGGAAGGGGGCGGGACUACAGCCAUUUUGCCGCCCCCCCUUUAUCCCGCAGGCCCAUGCCCGCGCGACGAGCAGUCCGCGCCAUGAAUCGGGCUGCCACCGCAGCGGCUUGCCAGGCCGGCCGCAUCCAGCCAGCGGCAGACCACACACAGGGGCGCAGCGCCCGCCUGCCUUUUUCUGUGCCUUGCGCCGGCUGCCCGCGCUCUCCACACACGGGCAGCAUGCUCGAACGGGGCCGAGGGCGCCGGAGCUGUUGCGUUGGCCACGCGUGCAGCUUCGCAGCGGCGUGGGCGUUGCAGCAGCACCGCGCGGCGUAGGUGUAGUCGGCCCCUUGCCUGCGAUGCGGCAAUGGGCAGUCUCCAUGGGUGUGCCUGUGGUGGUGGCUUCGCUGGUUCUGGUAGCUAGUUUUGAGAUUGGGGGCGCAGCGUUUGGGGUUUGCGCCUAGCUUGCGUGGCCGUGUGCCCACCCCACCCAGGUGCGAUUAGUUAGACGCAACAGCCAGCCCGCAUUGCAAAUUGCCUGGGCUUGUGGGGCCGGUCCGGCGGCGUCGGACUUACUCGCCCGGUGUGCGAAACCAUUCGGCGCCAUGUGUCGCCCCCACGGAUCUAGCUCGAUGUCGGUGGCUGUGGCAUCGUGAUUGCGCGCGGCUCCCGGCACUAUUGAACGAGCCCAUUUUCCGAUCAUGAUCGAACUCGCGAUGGUACCGCAACGGAUGAGUGUCCAUCCAUAGCGCGGGCAUGCCCAGCUCCACACCCAUCCCGAGUAGGGCCGUAAAGGAAGUUACGGGGAUAGACCUGGCGAGCGCCAAGUCCGGUGUUGGCACAGACGGGUCCGAAGCCAGCGAGCAAAGCGAGUACAGCCCGACGAGUAAGGCCAUGGCCUCCUACAAAGGACAACAAGUGCAGUCGCAGUCCAAAAUCGGAUCUAAACUCGGCUCGAAACUCGGUUCGAACAAGCAGCCCGGUUCUCCCGGCAGCGCACCCAGCUCCGCGCCGUCUUCCGUGCAGUCGAAUUCCCCCAUAGCGGACCUUGCGGAGUUGAAACGCGAUUCGUCCGCGGCCCACCCGGUCUCCGAUAGCAUGAAACCCGACGACUAUUCUGAGGAAAAACAUCCCCACCCCAGAGUUGUCAUGCAAAUCUGCAUGCCAAAAAAGUUUCUCGUGCGAAACCCCAUGAGAAGAUUUCUCUAGUCGUGUUUUGGGAUCGAUCUGUGAUGCGAGAAAUAGCAUGAUAUGAUAGAUCUGCGAUGCUGCUGAACUAGCUGAACUAACAGGACUGCACUACGAGGACGAACUUGUCAUGCGAAACAACCAAAGCUGGUCGAUUUGUCUAGCAGAUUUCCCAUUUUGACUCGUCUGGUGUAGGGGCGGUUUUACUCAGGAUAGCGACACCAUGAUCGUCAUGAACGCGUUGGAUUCGCGAGACCGCUACACAGUGCAGGACGACGACAGCGACGGGAAACCCCAUUCACAACCGGUAUGACAGUGCACAACUCCCCGCCCUCCCCCUCAUUUGUAUUGCAUGAGCGGCAAUACAACCGCCAGCGACCCUGGAGCCUGCGCAUGACAAUUUUUUUAUGCACUUGCUGUAGUACAACUGUUUAGGGUUCUUCCGAAAUUUGUCAUGCAAACAGUGCCACGUGGGAGCGACUGGAAGGAUUGCGAUUUUGCAUGACAAAUUCUGGGGAGCAGGGGGAGUUGUGCACUGUCACAACCGGAGUCGGGUGCGGCGAAGAAAAAGCCGGCGAAGAAAGGAGAGAAAAAGAAAGACGACAAGGCGAAGGACAAGGGGAAAAAGGACAAGAAGAAGAAGGACGAAGCGGUAUUGAAGGGAAAACAAGCACCGUGUAGGACAACAGCAACACGCAUGACAAACUUCUCAAUCAAUAUUGGAAUUUUGAUACCGCACCCAUGGAGAUAGAGCUACUACAGUUAGUAUGUGUAUUGUUUUUUUCAUACUGCGUCCGCGUUGAUGAAUCUUCAUGAAGACAUGAUCAUGCUGUCUAAUAUGCCCGCGCAAUGCUUAUGCUUUUUCCAUCCAUACCCGGGAUCGGCUAACACCUCGGAUGAUUCCAACCAGCCGGACAGCACUGCGGACAAGGCCGCCGUCAAGAAAGCCGGGAAGAAGGGCAAAGUGGAUAUCCUCGGGAACGCGGAUAAAGCGAAGACCAAGGACCGGUCUGUGACCCCCACUGGGCGGAAACGGGCACCCGAAAAGGACGGGAAGAAAAAAAAAGUGAACGUGCUCGCCGGACCCGCCGGCAGCGAAGAAUCGGAAGAUGACUCGAAAAAAUCCACUGAUGAUGGGUUAUCGGACUUGUAAAAAACCGGCGCACAGAUUCUGCUCUAACAUGACGAAGCAUGAAUUUGUGAUGCGCUUGCGCAUGGUUGUACAUGAUUGAAGGCUUAGCUGCGUGUUUCCACUGAGCGAGAGAUGAUGUAAGAGCUGCCGUUCUUGUGAUCAAAACCGCAUUGCAAAUUCAACAUCAUGUCAAGGAGUAGUUGUGGCGGUUUUUUGCAGAGGAUAACCCUCGGAACCGACGUCCGGCGAGAAGAAGAAGGACGCCGUGAAGAAGAAAAAGAAGAAGUGAAGAUGAACUGAUGUAGUUGGCACCAAUAGUGCUGAUGGAGUGCGACAAGCGAAUAAUUCAACUUCUUCCACCUCCAAAAAGGCGAGCAGCGCACAACUCAUUUAAUACACGGCCUGAGAUUAGAUUCUUGGACUGCUCUCAGCAUUUCUCCUCCAGGACAAUUGAGAAAGACAAAAAAGCCGACAACACACGUGUCUGUUUCUGGCAGACUUUAGAGUCAUCCGCAGACACCGUGCACAAGCACAGGUGCAGCUAUGCACUCAACAAAACUUUUAAACUGGUUUAUGGUUUAACUUUAACUUUGCUUACAACUUUAUCACAAUUCGAAUUUAUCUAAACGUCUGUCACGAAGAAUUAAAAUUAAAAUAUAUGCGACACGGGGUCUAGUAGCUGUGAGCUUCCUGUCAUUCUGAUGGACUCACAUGUAGGACCGGACCGCCAAAAGUUACUUUCUCCAUACUGUUACUGUGUGUCACAACAACUUGCUUUACAUCUGUUUUACAUCUUUUAUCUUGUUCAAUGGCUUCUUGUUUUCUUAUCCUUUAACAACGAGAAAAAAUUAUCUUUUGCUAUCUUGCAACUGUAUGCUAGGAUCUAGACGUAAAAUUUGCGCUUACCCACUGGAGGGUCUCAGUAGUGGAUGAAUCUAAGCGCAAGUAGGAACACGACGAACAACCCCAAUUGAAAGAGGUCCUCCUAGACCAAUUUUGUCCAUUGUACCAACUGAAAUGAAUAUAUCUUUUCGCAAGAAUGUGAGAGCGAAAAGAACAGAACAAUGUGAUUAGAAAGCAUGCUGAGAAAAAACUGUACUCACGUAUUGGCUAAAUAGCGAACUGUACACUACUGAGUGCUGCUCGUGCUGAGCAACAAAAAUAUGGAUGGAAGACGGAGCUACAGCUAUUGCUGCUCUAAACUGCCACACGUUGCGGAGGUGUAGCGGACGCUAUCGCUAGCAUGCACC